GAAGCGACACCGGGACCACACGCAAUACCACAGACAAGGGCUUAGAGUUAUCCACCUUUCAUACCUGCCACUAGGGGGCCAUGGGCUCCAGACUCCGGUCAUGUUUGGCAUCGUGUGUUGCGUUCAGGCCUGCCUGCGUCAGCAAGGGGGAACCAGAUGCCGAGAAAACUUGCACAGAUGAACCUGUAGAGGUGACAGCAACAUUGAAAGAGGGAGAGAUUGAUACAGUUGACAGUAAGACUUCCCCCGGAGAUGGAGAACAGGAUGUCGGCGACAAACCUGCACCGCCCAAGAAGACGCGCAAGCAGGAAAUAGAGGGCUAUGUGCAGUCGUUAGUACAUGCCGUGAAAUGUAAGGACCCUUCCUGCACUGUAACGGAUUGCCAGAGGAUACGAGAAGGCGUCAGACACAUGCAAACAUGCACCAAGAAGAUGAGUGGCGGAUGCACGACCUGUAAACAGUUAAUUGCUCUGUGCUGCCAUCAUGCCAAGAGCUGUCGUAGUGACGAUUGUCAGCUUCAGUUUUGUGUACAACUGAAAAAUAACUCGCGGAAAACGUGAUUACAAGGAAUAUUUAAUCUGCCGUUGCUACAACUGAAGUUGGAUGCAAUGUUUACAAAUCACCUUGGUCUUGAGAAACACUUUAAGGAUAAUUAUCAAUGAACAGUAAUUGUUCAAUCAGGUCUGGAUUUUAAAGAGUUUGGUUAAAGUAGAGUGCCAAUUGGGAUGUUUUGUUUUUUUAUAUACGAGUUAACAUCAUUGACAAAAGCACUAUUAAGGUAUGAUAUGUAUAUAUAUAAAAUAAUGAUCGAUCUCUUAUUUAUCCUCAAAUAAUCUCUACAAUGCGUGUUCCUUGGGAAUUGGAAGAUUGGAAGAUCUUCAGGAGUCUUCUACUUGAUAUUCUGGGCGAGGAGGGGCGAGGAAUCUGUUCACAAAAGACAUAUAAAAAUAAUUUGCCCUCAGUUUUUGCAAUGAAAAAUAGAAAAAAAUGAUUCCUUCACUGGAUAUGGUUGAUAUUUAGUAAUGUAAUUAAUUUGUUUUGAGUUACAGAUAAGAAUUAUACUUAUUUACUGACAAAAUGCUCCGUCUCAAACAAAUCGUCCAACCCAGAAUAUAACAUGGUCGUCUCUUUCCCUCGCCACGAAAGCGGCUUUAUUAUCAUGUUGUUUCUGUUUAUAGUUUAUAGUCAUCAUGGUUACAUGUAGAUCUGCUUUAUAGCCUGUCGAAUGCUCGCGUUGCUUCCUGUCUAGCCAGAUUGUCAGCUAUACCAAAUUUUGUUAUGUUCUAGGUUUUCUGUUAAUCUGUUUGACUGGCGAUAUUGUUCCCACACACAUGUACACAUCUCCAGUCACGACAACUGACGGCUGCUGUGGCAGAAAAGGGAUGUUUUACAUGUUGGUUAGCGUAUGACCAGUGAACCUAUUGCUUGUUUGAGCGCGCUGCUUUGAGAAAUAUAUGUAUAUUCUGUCAACACAAAUCCGAUCUUCCGAUGACAUUUCAAUUAAUUACAUGUAUUUCGAACAAAUGUUUUAUGGUACGGGCGCUCCUAUUGGUUGUUGGAAGGAUAGACUAACCAAUAGUUAGAUCCGAAUGUUGUGUUGUUUCUUACGAACAACGCGGCAGUGGAGGUUUAAAUUCAGGUAGCGAUUUAUUUCAACUCAUUUGGUAAGGGGAUCAUUCAGCUAAUGUAACUUUCAGUGAUAGGAUGUAGCUGUGGGGAUAUUUUUGGACGCUUCAAACGUGAAAGAUUUUAUGCGACGUCGUUAUGGUUUAGACACGAUGUUUAAUGGGAUGGAUGGAAUAAACCAUUUGGAAAUCCUGUCGCUGUGUGAUAUUUUACAUUUGUGAAGUAUUUCAAUAACGCUUCCAUCGGUGUUGACCAGAUAAUUACAACAAUUACGUCUUUUGACUGACAGAGACAUGUUUUAAAUGCUUUUUGUAUUUUAUUUAUACGUGUUACGAUGAUCAAUAAACUGUUGAUAAUAA
Messenger RNA from Haliotis rufescens (red abalone), 1985 nucleotides. RefSeq names its product histone lysine acetyltransferase CREBBP-like. The coding region runs from base 81 to 560 and encodes 159 amino acids. The record is from RefSeq and is a predicted model, not a curated record. Gene Ontology annotation, biological process: positive regulation of transcription by RNA polymerase II. Gene Ontology annotation, cellular component: histone acetyltransferase complex; transcription regulator complex. Lineage: Eukaryota; Metazoa; Mollusca; Gastropoda; Lepetellida; Haliotidae. Gene Ontology annotation, molecular function: chromatin DNA binding; transcription coactivator activity; histone acetyltransferase activity. The transcript is spliced from 3 exons.